Lolium rigidum is the source of this 1654-nucleotide messenger RNA. RefSeq lists its product as uncharacterized. The record is from RefSeq and is a predicted model, not a curated record. The coding region runs from base 303 to 1052 and encodes 249 amino acids. NCBI's taxonomy places the organism in Eukaryota, Viridiplantae, Streptophyta, Magnoliopsida, Poales, Poaceae. The transcript has 8 exons.
GAUCAAGCGUCCUCCUCCGCCGCCGCCGCAGCACCCGCGCUCCGUCUCCGUCUCCUGCAACCUUGAACAUGGCCGCGCCCGCACCACCACGGCAACGUUGCUGUUCCCGUGCGGUGCGGUGGUAGUAGACGACGCAAAUAUCCUCGCCGCUGCUUCCGCCGGCGUCCUGCUGCCUGUCUUCCGCGAGGGUGUUCUGCCAUUGGAGGUCACGUUGCUGUCUUGGCGGUAUUGUGGUGUCGUGUGGUCGAGUUCCGGUGUCUUUCUGGUGGUGGUGGUGCUGUCCACUUGAGCAGCCGCCUCCCAUGGUAGAGGAUGCUGCUCUCCUCGCUGCUGCUACAGCUGCUGCCUGUCUUCAGACAGGUCAUGUUGCUGUCUCGAUGGUGCUGCUUUAUCGACUUCCUCGGUGGCUUCCUGGUGGCGCUGCUGUACACUGGAGCAGCCGUUGUACAAGACGUCAUUCUCCUUGCUGCCGCCACCGCCGCCUCGUGUCCAACUGCUUGACCAUGGAUACUGCUGCCGUCUCCACAGAGCUCCUUCUUCCACUGCAGAGGACGGAACUAUCCUCGCCGCUGCUUCCACCGGCGUCCUGCUGCUUGACCAUCGCUGCUGCAUCUCUUGAGCGAGGGUGUUCUUCCAUUGGAGGUCACGUUGCUGUCUCAAUGGUAUUGUGGUGCCGUGAGGUCAAGUUCCGGUGGCUUUCUGGUGGUGGUGCUGUCCACUGGAGCAGCCGCCUCCCGCUCUCCUUGCUGCUGCCUGUCUUCAGAGAGAUGGCAUCGACAGGACCAUGGAGUGGAGCGGCUGGAGCAUCUCCAAGAUCCCAUCCAAGCAACAAGAUUGUCCAGGAAACCCUAUUCGACCAUGUCCUGCAGGUAAAGAGAGGGCGAAGAAGACCAACAAGAAGACUUAAGGAAAGAUCAGCGCUCGAUCCUUUCUACUUUCUGUAUGUAUUUGAUCUGGUAGUUCUGGUGCAGGUGAGUCGGACCUGGAACUGGAAUUUGUACAUGUGUAGUAGCAACUAUUUCCAUUCCCGGGUUUCUGUUUGGUUGAGUUGACUAUUUGAAUGUUAUAUGACCUGUGCUUUGUGCACUAUUAUUGUGAAUUAUUUGAUCUGUGAUUUGGAUGACCAAAAAGGGGAAAGGCCACGGCCAAAUUUCGAGCACGCGUGCUAACUAAACUUCCAUUGAUUUAUUUCUUAGUUGCUGCUUUCUUUCUCAUAAUUAAAUGCUUUCUUUCUCUUAAUUAACUGCUUUCUUCCUCUUAAUUAAUUGCUUUCCUUUUUCUUUCAGAUCACCCCAGCUGGAGCAAUGAAGUUCACCUGUACAUGUUCGUACCGGAGCUAGCUAGUUCCACUCCGCUGCGAAGCCUGUCUGUGGCCCGGGACCUAGUGGCGCCGUCAACGCAGUGCCCGCCGUGGCUUUUAAUGUUAUUUUCUUCCAUCGUUGUAAUGUUCGCUGGUGGUUGGCAUUUGUAACAUCAUUCUUGUAAGGAGUUGUAAUAGUGUAGUAUAGUAGAUGUUUACAUUGCCAUGUUGGUAGUCUUUUCUUAGACUGUUUUCGUUUGUUUGAGACCUGUGAUCUGAUUUGAAUUGUGUGUUCAGAUGUCAUAUUGGUUGUGCUAUUUGCACAAUUAUUAUGAAAUUGUUUGAUCUUUGUUC